This is a messenger RNA of Fundulus heteroclitus (mummichog), 5337 nucleotides long. RefSeq lists its product as uncharacterized. The record is from RefSeq and is a predicted model, not a curated record. Gene Ontology annotation, molecular function: protein binding. NCBI's taxonomy places the organism in Eukaryota, Metazoa, Chordata, Actinopteri, Cyprinodontiformes, Fundulidae.
UCACAGACCGGACAGAAUUCCUGGACAGAAAUCACAUCCACUCUUGGAAAAAAAUAAUAGUGCUAAACAACAACUCUCUGAGACCUGGAGGAAGUGGAUCUUGACAGCCAAUGAAAGUGAGCUCACAAAGGUGGAAUUUGAUUCAGAACUCUUUGAGAUAGCCAAACAUCGGAAACACCUGGAUAAAAUGGUAGAGAGCUACAGUGAUUUAUUUAUGUCAAAGAGGAAUGGGAGAACAGUGCUAACAAAGGGAGUUGCUGGAAUUGGAAAAACAUUUCAUACAAGGAGGUUCAUGGUCAAAUGGGCCAAGCAAAAAUCCAACACCCAUAUUGACUUAAUUGUUCCACUUCAUUUGGGUGAGCUGAAUGCCACAAUGGAUGAAGUUCAAAGCAUUGAAGAUCUGCUGAAUGGUUUUAUCAGUGAUGCUGAACGGCCGGACGUUUCCACCUAUGAGGAAUGUAAAGUGGCUUUCAUACUUGAUGGUUUGGAAAACUGUCGACUUCCUCUUGAUUUUCAAAAGAAUAGAAAGCUGACUAAAAUAACAGAGCAAGCAUCGAUGGACGUGUUACUGACAAAUCUUAUCAAGGGCAAUGUGUUUCCUCAAGCGGUGCUAUGGAUUAUCUCCCAGCCCUCAGGAGUCAAAAAGAUUCCUGAAAAAUAUAUAGACAAAGUUCUACUUUGUAAAGAGAUUGAUGCCCAACACAGACUUACAGAUAUUGGAAGAAACGGAAUCUUGGCCGCAUAUGAGACUGAACUGAUUGAAAUGGAGACAGAUUCAGAACUCUACAUGAUAGACACAAACAACGAAUUUGAAGAAAAACUGGUGGAAACCUACGACGAUUUAUUUACAGACCUGAAGAAAAAGACUGUCCGAACAGUUCUGACAAAGGGUGUUGCUGGCAUUGGCAAAACAUUUCAAACAAAAUUGUUCAUGUUUGAUUGGGCAAAAGGAAAGUCAAAUAAGGAUGUUGACAUCAUAAUCCCACUUCAGUUUAGUGAGCUGAGUAAGCGAAAAGAAGCUCUGAGCAUGGACAGUUUACUUGAAAGUUUUUUCCGUGACGUGGCAGAACCAGGAGUUGGCACCUAUGAAAAGAAAAAAGUGGCUCUUGUACUUGAUGGUUUGGAAAACUACGAGCCUCCGUUAGACUUUGACAACAACAUUGAACUCAGAGAUAUGAAGAAGCCAGCAUCAAUGGAUGUAAUCCUAACAAACCUCAUUAAGGGAAACCUACUCCCCAAAGCUUGUCUGUGGAUCAUCUCUCAGCCCUCAGGAGUUCACAAGAUUCCUGGUGAAUAUAUUGAGCAAGUCACAGAAUGUCGAGAAACCUUGAUGCGUCGGAAAAAACUUGUUUCAAGCCUGAAGAGAAGAUUUAUCCAAGAAUAUCCUGAUGGAGGUGAAGAUGAAGUUAGUCAUCCAAACCAGAAAAUAACAGAACACAUCAUGAGAAACGUCCCUGUUGAUGAGAUGACUGAUGAUGCGACAGGUGAAAAUACUGUGUUAAAACCACUGAUAAAAGUAAAUACUCUAUGUGACAUCCUCAAAAAUAGAGGAGAAAAGAAAGUCCGAACAGUGUUGACUGUUGGAGAACCUGACAUUGGGAAAUCCUUCCAUGUGCAAAAGUUUGUAAAAGCUUGGGCCAAAAAUGAAACUCAGCACUCCUUCUUCACCUGGAAUGACGACCACAUCAAGCCCAUUCUGGGACAAGCUGAAGAAGUUAUAUUUCCACUUGACUUAUUAAAGCUCAACUUAAUUAAAGAGAAGACCAUCAGUUUUGUUGAACUUCUCAACCAUUUCUUCAUUGAAAUCAAAACAUUUGUAAUCUCCAACUACGCACGGUUCAAACUUUUAUUUGUCUUGGAUGGACUGAAUGCAUGUGAACAUCUUCUGCACUUUGACAACAAUGAGACGGUGAUUGAUGUCAGAGAACAGGCCUCAUUGGAUGUGCUAAUAACAAACCUCAUCAAAGGAAACCUGCUUCCCACGGUCCAAGUGUGGAUUACUUCCCGACCCUCAGCAGCCGAGCAGCUCCCUGAUGACUUCGUCCACCGCAAGACAGAAAUUCGAGAGAAGCCUGAUUUUGCAAGUCAACGUAAACUCAGAGCCCAGCUGAAGGAACAUCUUACCUACGUCUCAGAAGGGAUAGAUCAGCAGAGAACAUCAACUCUCCUUAAAGAUAUCUACACAGAUCUUUACAUUGUAGAGGGAGACAGAGGAGAGGUCAAUUCUCAGCAUGAGUGUAGACAGGUUCAAGAUGCCAAGUUUAAACAAGAGCAAGAAGAAACGCCUAUCAGAUACUGUGACAUUUUUAAACCAUCACUUGUUGAUUCAGACAUCAAAACGGUGCUUACCCUUGGAAUGGCUGGGAUAGGCAAAACAUUCGCAUCAAUGAAGUACAUACUGGACUGGGUGGAGGGCACAGCCAAUGAAAACAUUUUUUAUACAUUUCCACUUCCUUUCAGAGAGUUGAACCUUAGAAAAGAGGAAGAACACAGUUUAGAAGAUCUGAUUCAUCAGUUUUUCCCAGCUAUGAAGACCUCUGAAAUAACUAACUAUGACAAGUAUGAAAUUCUGAUCGUUUUGGAUGGUCUUGAUGAAUGUCGCCUUGAUCUUGAAUUCAACGAAAGCCAUCAUUGUACAGAUGUUAGAAAGAAAGCUUCUUUAAAAGUUUUGUUGACAAAUCUCAUCCUAGGAAAUCUCCUUCCAAAGGCCCAGAUUUGGAUUACUUCUCGACCUGCAGCAUCCAACAACAUUCCUAUUGAAAAAGUGGACAGAAUGACAGAAGUUAGAGGAUUUAAUGAUGAACAAAAAGAGGAAUAUUUCUGGAAGAGAUUUAGUGACAAGGAACUGUCUGAAAAAAUCCUGAGACAUGUGAAGCAGUCAAGAAGUCUCUACAUCAUGUGUCACAUUCCUGUUUUCUGCUUUAUCACCUCAAAGGUACUGGAGGACAUUGUUCACCAAAAUCAAGAUGAUGGGCUGCCCAAAACACUGACUGACAUCUACACAUAUUUUCUGUUGCUCCAAUGCAGACAAGCUAAUGUGAAGUACAGUGAACAUGAAAGGUGUGAACAUUUUGAGGCGCAUUCCUGUUGGAAUUCCAGAAAUAAACAAACAGUCCUGUCUUUAGGGAAACUAGCCUUUGAGGCUUUAGAGACAGGAGACCUUCUCUUUUGUGAAGAAAGCCUGACAGACUGUGGUAUUGACAUCACAAAAGCUGCUGUCUUCUCUGGACUGUUUACUCAGAUCAAACGAGAAGACCAUGGCCUGUACCAGAAAAAACUGUUUUGCUUUGUCCAUCUGAGCAUUCAGGAGUACCUGGCAGCUCUCUAUGUAUUUCACACAUUCAAUACCAAAGGUAAAAAUUUGUUCAUUCAACCCACUUCAAGGUCCCCAUCCAUGUCUGCCUCAGCGUUCUAUAAGAAAGCGGUGGACAAGGCUUUAGAGAGCAAAAAUGGGGAUUGGGAUCUGUUUCUCCGCUUUCUGCUUGGACUCUCUAUGGAAAAUAAUCAACUUCUACUCCAAGAACUGCUGGAAAAGACUGAAGAUUGUGAAAAUAUCAACAAGGAAACAGCGGAGUACAUCAAAAAAAAGAUUAGGGAGGACAUCAAGGACCCAGAAAAAAACCUUAAUCUUUUUCACUGUCUUAAUGAGCUGAAUGACCACUCUCUCGUUCAAGAAAUCAAACAUUUCCUUCAAUCAGAAACAAAAUCCUUUGAAAAUUUCACUUCUUCUCAGUGGUCAGCUUUAACUUAUGUGCUCUUAACAUCGGAUGAGAAGCUUGAUGUGUUUGAUCUCAAGAAGUACCUGAAAUCAGAGAAAGUUCUUCUGGGAAUGCUGCCAGUGGUGAAAGUCUCCAGAACUGCUUUGCUGAGCUGGUGUGAGCUCUCUGAAGAAUCUUGCAGAGGUUUGAGAACCCUAGCCCUCAAUUCUGCUUCCUCAUACCUCACUGAACUGGACUUGAGUCAUAAUGAUCUGCUGGAUUCAGGAGUACAGCAACUUGCUGAAGGAUUAAAGAGUCUACACUGUAAAGUGGAAGUUCUGAAGCUAUCGGGAUGUCAGGUGACUGAGAAAGGCUGUGAUUUCCUUGCAUCCACACUUAAAUCCAAUAAAGUCUCCAAGCUAAAACAGCUUGAUUUAAGUUACAAUCACUGUGGAGACAUUGGAAUGAGUGUGCUCAACGCUUGCCUUGAUGACACAAAUCAGAAGCUGGAGACGGUGUGUUUUGACUCUAACGGACCACAUCGGUUACGGCCUGGGAUGAAGAAAUAUGCUACAGAUUUGAAACUCGAUGACAAAACUGCAGGCAGACGGCUUCUUUUGUCUGAAAACAACAGACAAGCAGGAACUGUCAUCAAGGUGGACAGUAGGGUUUCACAACAACAAUUUAAAUCCAAAUUUAAGAGGACCCAGGUAUUUUGUUCGGAGAGCCUAAAAGGCAUCUCUUACUGGGAAGUGGAAUGGAAAGGCACGGUUGGAAUUGCAGUAGCAUAUAAAACUGUGAGUAAGGAACAUGACAGCAGUGGUGGUCUGGGUUGCAAUGAAAAUUCCUGGAGUUUGCGAUGUUCCAAGACUGAAUGCACAGCCCUGCAUAAGAAGGAUUCACUUGAAAUCAAGAUGAGGCCAUGCCAAAAAAUAGCAGUAUUGCUUGACUGGAAGGGUGGUACCUUGAGUUAUUAUAAUGUGUCAUCUGGAGAGUUAAGUCUGAUUCACACCUUCUAUGCAAAAUUCAAAGAGGAGCUCUUUCCAGGCUUCUGGUUUGGCACAAAAGGCUCUAUAACUUUGUGUCACAUGUAAAAUAAUUUUUUACAAAAUAAUUGCAGUGAAAACUACUGGUAUUAUAUUGACAGCGGCAUGAUUUAAUUUUAGUUUUUUUGAAGCACACAAAUUAUUUAUUGUAUUUUACAUUAAGUGCUCAUAUUUUCCAUAUUAUGUCUCAAUUUAGUUUUUAUCCUUUUGCUAUUUAAAUACAUUAAUAAAGAGAUCUUGUUGAAACAUUAUAAUAGCAGAAAGAGAGAAAAUUUGUAAUGCUGUGAAAAACAUUUAAUCUUAAUUCUGGGUUCAGUUUAAACACAGUUAAGUCCUGUAGAAUCCAGGUAUAUAUGAAAGACAAACUAAAUAAAGAUCAAGAAAGAUGCAGUGUUAUGUUUUUGUGUUUAGGAAAAUGAAUGUGUUUACUGGAGUAAAGCAUUUAAUCUGUGUAAAUGAAUAUGGGGUAAAUAGUAACUGCACUGACAGUACUGUGUAAAUAUAUUGAAGCUGACAAACUCGUCAAGGACUCCAAUGGAAAAGUAAAACUAAGACAUGCUGGGCCAUGCCUACCAGAAACGUUGGAGGUGAUA